AUGGCCUCCGCCGGUCGUCCUGCAACCCGUCGAUUCCUCAAACCUCUUGUUUACUCUGCAGCCGCCCUCGCUGGUGUCGGCGGGACGCUAGUCUACCUGUCCUAUCGUCCCAUAAACGUCCCUGGCUCUCAGGGAGCCAUCGUCCCCCUCCGCCGGACAGAUGAUGGAACAAUCAUACCGCCAACCUUCCCCUUGAUCAAGGCUCGCGCGGAGCAGAUUGCCGAUUUGAGAAAGAGUGGCGGUUUGGUUGGAGCGGCCCCUGAGACACCUCUCACGCAACAGUUGAGGAACAGCUUUGAUCGAUUGAGAGGCGCGACCAGCGACGACAAAGACGAGGCCUUGCCGGCGGAGCAAGAAGCCGGUGAACCGUAUGAUCUCUUGAUCAUUGGAGGAGGAGCUACAGGAUCCGGUAUUGCCCUUGACGCGGCAACCCGCGGUCUGAGGGUCGCCCUGGUCGAGCGCGAUGACUUUGCCGCGGGCACGAGCAGCAAAAGCACGAAACUCGUCCACGGCGGUGUCCGGUAUCUCGAAAAGGCUGUCUGGGAACUCGAUUACAAUCAAUAUGCGUUGGUCAAGGAAGCAUUGCGGGAAAGGAAAUAUUUCCUCGAAACCGCCCCUCAUCUCUCAAUGUGGCUCCCCAUCAUGAUUCCCCUACAGAAAUGGUGGCAGGCUCCUUAUUUCUGGGCGGGCACCAAAUUUUACGACUAUUUAGCCGGGAGUGAAGGCAUUGAAACCAGUUACUUCCUGACCAAGAGCAAGGCUUUGGACGCGUUUCCCAUGCUGAAAAAAGACAACUUGGUUGGCGCACUCGUAUACUACGACGGAGCACACAAUGACAGUCGGAUGAACAUUUCUAUCGCCGCCACGGCUGCUCUUUAUGGUGCGACGAUCGUAAAUCACAUGGAAGUUACGAGCUUGACGAAAGAUGAAAAUGGCAAAUUAAAUGGCGCCGUCGUUCGAGAUGUGGUCGCAGAAAAGAACGGUGAAUUCACAGCGCCUAUCACCGUACGGGCCAAAGGGGUUGUGAAUGCGACAGGCCCAUUCUGCGAUUCAAUCCGCAAGAUGGACGAUGGAAACGCCCAGGAUAUUGUCGCUCCCAGCUCUGGUGUGCACGUGGUUCUUCCUGGAUACUACAGUCCUCAGAAGAAUUCCAUGGGACUGAUAGAUCCUGCAACAUCAGACGGCCGUGUCAUCUUCUUUUUGCCUUGGCAAGGCAACACGAUUGCCGGGACCACUGACGCCCCAUGCCAUAUCACUCCACAGCCGAUAGCCGGGGAGGAAGAGAUCGGCUGGAUUUUGAACGAGAUCAAGGGAUACUUAUCCCCAGACAUCAAUGUGCGACGAGGGGACGUACUAGCUGCCUGGUCCGGCAUUCGUCCUCUGGUCAAGGAUCCUAAAGCGAAGAACACAGAAUCGCUCGUUCGAAAUCAUCUCGUGACCGUGUCCGAGUCGGGCCUCCUUACGUGUGCUGGAGGUAAAUGGACAACAUAUCGUCAGAUGGCGGAGGAUGCAGUUGACGAAGCCAUCAAACAGUUCAAACUGCAAACGAAACCUCUCACCGCUCCGAGAAGAAUCAGUGGCACAGAAAUGGUCGAUGACGCUGCUCCUCUUGAUGGGACGUGCCAAACGCACCAAGUACGACUUGUGGGAGCCCACGGAUUCUCCAAAACACUUUUCAUCAACCUGAUCCAGCACUUCGGAAUCGAGACCGAGGUGGCCAAGCAUCUCGCUGAAGCCUACGGUGAUCGCGCUUGGACAGUCGCGGCACUUUCAAGCCCUACCGACGAAAGAUUUCCCGUUCGCGGUAAGCGACUGUCGCCACUCUAUCCGUUCGUUGAUGGAGAAGUCCGGUAUGCGGUCCGACAUGAAUUUGCCCAGAGAGCCGUGGAUGUCAUUGCCAGGAGAACCAGACUGGCAUUCCUCAACGCCCAGGCCGCGUUAGAAGCGUUGCCCAGGGUUAUUGAUCUAAUGGCCGAAGAGUUGAACUGGGACAGGAAGAGGAAAAAUCUAGAAUGGAAAGAAAGUGUGGCCUUUUUGGCCUCGAUGGGUCUACCCACGAGCAAGCUGGGCGUUUCCCGAAGAGAUGUUGAAAGAGGCAAAGCGGGCUUCGCAGACGAGUACGAACGAAAACUGUACUCGAGAUACGGUGGCCCGGCUGAUACUCUUGAGAGCGAUUCGAGAUUGGUAUCAGGGCAAAAUCCUGUCCUCGGGUAA
Messenger RNA from Rhinocladiella mackenziei CBS 650.93, 2214 nucleotides. RefSeq lists its product as uncharacterized. Gene Ontology annotation, molecular function: glycerol-3-phosphate dehydrogenase (quinone) activity. The transcript is spliced from 2 exons. Lineage: Eukaryota; Fungi; Ascomycota; Eurotiomycetes; Chaetothyriales; Herpotrichiellaceae. The record is from RefSeq and is a predicted model, not a curated record. Bases 1 to 2214 code for a protein of 737 amino acids. Gene Ontology annotation, cellular component: glycerol-3-phosphate dehydrogenase (FAD) complex; mitochondrion. Gene Ontology annotation, biological process: glycerol-3-phosphate metabolic process.